CGACCAACUUCACCACCACCUCUUGCGAGACACGCAAUCCUCGCGUUCCGGCCUGCUCGAAUACUCCCCUUAUCGUACCAUCUUCCUCUAGUACUGCAGCAAGGGCGGUCUUCGAUCAUCGCAGGUAGCCAUGUCCUAUCCCAAUGGCUUUGAAGAUGCUCCGACAUACCUCUCGGGUCACAUGGCUGACGUCGUGCUGUCCGAGUUUCGUCCCACGCGCAUAAAGCCAGACGCACUCCGCUGUGUGAACGUCCUCCUCGACGAGCUCCUCUGGAGCAUUAUCAAGUCCGCCCGCAGUGUCAACACGGACAAGCUCAAGCAGGAUGGGGUGCUGAGGGUCAUUCCUGCAGCACUGGGGAAAGAGUCAGUGCUGGAGGCUGAGAUGGAGCUGAGGGAGUACUGGAAGACGAGUGGAGACAGCAGGGAGGCAUACAAGGAUAUGAGGGAGAACCCGGCCCAGUUCCCUAUCGCACAAGUGUUCGAUGUCCUUCGGCUCAAAUGCGAAGCGAACUCGUCACUAGGCCAAGCGGAGGAAGAAGACAAUCUCGCUGUGGAGAAAGCAGAGCAGAGGCUUUAUCAGGCACGCGAAGCUCCACCUAUCGAGGCAUUUGCCCCUGCCUCCUUGUAUCUUACGGCCAUUAUUGAGCAUAUAUGCGGGCACAUCAUGUCGUGUGUGAGUAGGGUGGUGGCUAGGGACAGCAGCAAGACGUCAGCGAGCAUUUCGGACCUAUAUGCGGCGCUCUGUGAGGACCAAUCGCUGUACAACAUGGCCAAGGGUAUGAACUCCUUCCAAAACAUCGAAGCCCAGCAUCGUUCCACCCGCGUGCAGCGUAAAGGCUCACUUACGGGGUCGCUCGUCUCUGCCCGCUCCCGUGCUGCUGCUGCUUCCCCUCGUCCUGGGUAUGAACCCCCCUCCUCGAGCCCAACGAAUACGUCGAAUCGGACUUCUGGAGAUUCUUCCUCGCAUAGUGGUGUCAUGCCAAUGCUGCAGACACAGGUCCAGCCUGGCCCAUCGCCCAUACGUUCGCCAAGUGAUAGGAAGAAAGUGCCGGUCAUUUACCCUCAGAUUGUUUCCAGCACUGUAUCGGCCACGAACGGCCGCCCGAGCAUGUCUGUAGAGCAUGGCGCCUCCCCAGUUGCUCAGCAGUCAUACCAAGCUCAGCAGCCACACCGCCGCUCCCACUCGGGUAUGAGUGAGCAUGGCCAGCGAGGCGGCGGCUUUCCUUUCCAAACUGAUCCGAAUAUGACAUCCGUCGAUGACGGUGAGGGAUCUGAAUUUGAAGAACUCAUGAGGACUGGUUCGACGAUGAAGGUUUCACUUACCCCUGAUCGUCUGCGUACUUUUGAGGUAUUCGCCAAAGAUCGCAACCAACGUGCUACCACCCGAGUGGUUACUACCCAACCAGCAGGUCAGCCUCCUGAGAGUGGCCCGUUCACUGCUCCAGUACAACAGCCAGCUUUGCCCAGCUCGCUCUCCAACUCUUAUGGCGGACGUCCUGGUUCGCGUCCGUCGACCGGAGGCCGAUCGGGUUCCCCUGUCAAUGACGGAUACAUGACUGACAGCGCUGUCGGCUCCCGGCGGCCCAAUUCCCGCCAGACCAGCAGAACCCGGUUGGAGGCGAUCCCUCAGUUGCCGGGCCAGCGGACUGUGCAAGCCCUCCAACUGGACGAGUACGGAGGAAGACAGCCGGCACAAGGUCCAUGGGGGCAACCGCCUUCUGCACCCGCGCCGGUGUCUAUGCCUGCUCCUACACCCGCGCCGGCACCGGCGCCUGUUCCCCAGCCACAGGUGCAGCCACCCCGCCCCAGGCCGGUGGAGAGAGUAGCCAUACCUCCUCGUCAGCAGCCUCCGUUCUUGGAUGGGCCCCCAAGGAAGCAGAAUUAUAGCCCUGGUAACAUUGCUCCGUUGUAUGAGGAGACCGACAGCUUGGCAGAGUUGGACGAGCGGCCCAAGCCUAAAUCAAUUGUUUCCCCCACCUCCCCGACUUCGGAUGGACCACCAACUCGUGUCUCCAAGUCCGCGCGUGAUCUUAUUGCCUUCCUCGACGAGGGUCCGCCGGAAGAGCCGCCUCACCUUUCACGCUCUACGAGUGCCGCAGCAGGCCUGGACAACAACAACCCUGGGCUGAAGAAGUCGGCUAGCAGGGGCUUCAUGAACUCGCUCAAAGGCUUCGGCCGCAGUGGUGCGGCUGACAAGGCCUCCCGUAGCGGCAGCGUGGGUGGAACUGAAGAAUACAACUCACUUCGCGGCCUCGUGCGUCGGCAGAAAUCUUCUCACACGCUGGCGAGCACUGCCAUGAAUAGCAGCACGGUGAACAUCCCGCCUCCAUCCCCCGUCAGGCCAGUUCCGGUUCGUAUUGUGUUGGACUCGAAGGACUCGAUUCCUGGCAUGAGUUCCAGAUACAGGGAUAACAGCGUUGGUAACGGCCAGCGUCCGACACCGCCUGUGUUGCACAGGGACGUACCUGCUCAGGACGUGCAUGCUGCCGCUCUGCCAACACCGCCUGCCUCGCACGAGUCACCGCCUAUGCGCACUUUUGCGGCUUAUCCGCCUGGCGGCAGUCCGCGACCACCUGUACCGCCGCAGCAACGCAAGAUUACUCCUAUCAAUACUGCACCCAACUCUCCGCUGUCUGGUAAUGAUGAGUACAACACCGCACCUUACAACACUUACACCAGAGUCGCCAUCGACAAGGUUGCGGAGCAGCCCAUCGUCGUGCACUCACCACAGAAUGGCACACCAAACGGUGCACCAAUUUCGAUUCCAGCUUCGUCAGAAGAGCAGCUCGCUUUGCUACAGAAGCUCGUCCAGGCAUCGGGCAGUAUCGAAGAAUGCCGUCUGCUCGUCGACAGUUUCAUGGCGCAGCGUGGUGUGAAAACUGAUGGUGCUGCUUCCCUUGCCCCACCUCCCACGGCUUCUAUGCCAGGCACACCGGUCAGCGUCAGCAAGCCGCUCCCACCCGAUCCAGAGGAAGAAAACAAGGAGAAAGCUGCCGUGGACUGGCUUUUGUCUGGUGACACCGAGUACAGCGCGGCUGGUGAGAAGGUCACUCACAAGCUUGCUCGUCCCAAGUCCAGAGAUCGCGCCAUGGGCGAUCGCAAGAAGUCCCGUGAGCGCAUGCGGACGACCUCUCAGCACAAAACACUCGUAGCUCCGGCUUGAGAUACGCAGCACUCCAGUAAUCAAUCCCCCUUACGAACCCCAACCCGGUCUUGUGGAUAACGUAAUAUACCAUAUCCUUGCUCUCUCGCGACCCACCUUCGUUACGAUCAUACGAUCAUAUGUCUCUCUCUGCUUCAACCACACCCCGCCUGAAUUGUAUAUUUGGACACGAUACAGACCCGAUUCCAGCUGGACGGCUAGAGGGUAUAUAUUGGAGCGGAGGAGUUUGGUAAAAUCAAAUGUCCAGGUUGGAUUAUUUUUGGUGUGCUUUUUCGCUUGCCUUGCGCUCACUCGGAUUCUUCAUCUCGAUUUCGUUCGUUAUUCACUUCCUAUGCCCUUCUUAUCCUUGUUUCUCCUUGUUCUUCACUAUUAGUCGGAAAUGUCGGUGGUAUAGCGGUUCUGUAUGGGAAUGCUAAUGUGGUGGAAUACGUAAU
Messenger RNA from Dacryopinax primogenitus, 3597 nucleotides. RefSeq lists its product as uncharacterized. Gene Ontology annotation, molecular function: protein heterodimerization activity. Lineage: Eukaryota; Fungi; Basidiomycota; Dacrymycetes; Dacrymycetales; Dacrymycetaceae. The record is from RefSeq and is a predicted model, not a curated record. The transcript has 8 exons. The coding region runs from base 131 to 3163 and encodes 1010 amino acids.